Beta vulgaris subsp. vulgaris (sugar beet) is the source of this 1947-nucleotide messenger RNA. RefSeq lists its product as uncharacterized. Bases 1 to 1947 code for a protein of 648 amino acids. NCBI's taxonomy places the organism in Eukaryota, Viridiplantae, Streptophyta, Magnoliopsida, Caryophyllales, Amaranthaceae. The transcript is spliced from 5 exons. The record is from RefSeq and is a predicted model, not a curated record.
AUGGAGAUAGGGGUUUCUAUGUCACAUGCAUUCAUAUAUGCCUUCAAUGAUAGAGGGAAAAGAAUGGAACUAUGGGAGGAGUUGAGAAGGAUCAAGAUAUCUGAACCAUGGCUAAUCUGUGGUGAUUUUAAUUGUGUCAUGUCUGUUGAGGAAAGAAUUGGAGCACAAGUUAGAGAGACUGAAAUGGUGGAUCUCAGAGCUUGUAUGACACAUUGUGGGUUACAGGACAUUAAAUCCUCUGGUAACUUCUACACUUGGAACAACAAACAAGAAGGGAUACAUAGAGUUUUUUCCAAGAUUGACAGAAUGGUUGCCAAUCAGUCAUGGUUAGAUCUAUUCUCUACUGCAGAGGCUUCCUUUCACAAUGAAGGUGAAUUUGAUCACACUCUUGUGAUUCUAACAAUUCAUCCCGGCCUUCAUGGGAGGAAAAAACCCUUCAAGUAUUUCACCAUGUGGAGAUCUUCUCCUAAAUUCUUAGAGAUAAUUAGAAAGCAUUGGAUGACAGAGGUUCAAGGAACCAAGAUGUUCCAAAUCCAGAAGAAAUUGAAGAGUAUUAAAGUAGACUUGAAGAGGCUGAAUAAGGAAGGGUAUUCAGAUAUCCAGGUUGCUAAUGUGAAGGCCUAUCAAGACAUGAUGGAAGCUCAACUGAAGCUACAUGAAAAUCCGAAAGAACACAGAGCAAUAUUAAAUGCACCAUAUACUGAGGCUGAGAUCAAGAAGGCCCUCUUUUCUAAUCCUGGUUCUAAAGCUCCAGGUACAGAUGGCUAUGGGACUUACUUCUACAGAGACACUUGGGAAGUCAUAGAAGAGGAUAUUAUUGCAGCUGUUCUGGACUCUCUUCAAAGUGGUAGAAUUUUGAAGGAGGUAAACACAACAGUAAUCACUUUAAUUCCUAAGAAUUCAUGUCCUAAGAAUGUUAAAGAAUAUAGGCCUAUUUCAUGUUGUAAUACCCUCUAUAAAUGCAUAACUAAAGUCUUGUGUAAUAGGCUUAGAUUAGUGCUCCCUGACCUGAUUAUGGAAAACCAAGGAGGUUUUGUGCAUGGUAGGAGUAUCAUUCAUAAUAUCAUGGUGAUACAAGACCUAGUCAAGCACUAUGGUAGGAAACAAACACAGCCAGGGUUCUUGUUAAAGAUUGAUUUGCAUAAAGCCUAUGCUACUGUAAAUUGGGAGUUCCUUGGAGAGAUGCUUGAAGCUCUAGGUUUUCCUUCACAGUUUAUGCAGCUGGUGAUGGAAUGUGUUACAACUCCCAAAUUCUCUUUGAUGAUUAAUGGAGUGAUGGAGGAAUAUUUCAGUUCAUCUAGGGGAUUGAGACAAGGGGAUCCUAUCUCCCCCUUUCUCUUUGUGCUGUACGUUUUGAUCAUGUGUUGUAGAGGGGAUUAUGCAUCCAUUUACUUAAAGCUGAGAGCUUUCAAGUUGUUUUCUAUGACAACAGUUGACAAGAUGAUAGCCAAGAUCAAAGUGUGGAGCUCUAGAAACUUAUCAUACACUGCUAGAGUGCAGUUAGUCAAUGCAGUUCUGGUGCUUCACAGAAUCACAAAAAUCUGUAGAUCAUUCCUCUGGAGUGGCCAAUACUUCACUCUUAAGGCUGGAAAUGUAGCUUGGGAGAAAAUCUGUACUCCUAAGAGUGCAGGAGGACUGGGAUUCAGGGAUAUUUUUAAGUGGAAUAGAGCAUGUCUUGGGAGAUAUGUAUGGGCUAUUUCUACUAAACAAGAUAGUGUGUGGCUUAAAUGGGUGCAUUCAGUAUACCUUAAAGGAGGAUACUGGUGGGAGUAUACUCCUAAUACAAGCUCUAGUUGGUAUUGGAGGAAAUUGUGCCAGGUGAAGGAGCAAUUGAAACAAUCAUUCACACAAGCUGAAAUCAGAAACAUGAGACAAUAUUCAGUGAAGCAUGUGUAUGAAGUACUGAUGGGUGAACAAGAGAGGGUUCACUGGGAUAGAGUCAUAUGA